AUGGAAGUCGUUCUUGAGCCUGUCGUCUCCGAACUCGUUAAGGGGUUGCUUAAGAUAUUGGGGUCCAAUGAAGUGCGAGACUUUGCCCGGCAGCUUGUUGGAGGGGUAGAUUCAGAGAUCAAAGAGCUGGAGAACAAGUUAAAGAUAGUUGAAAACCUUCUUCGCAAUGCAGAAAACUGGCAGCUGGUGGAUAAACGAGUCAAAGAAUGGCUUGACAAUCUUCAACACUGGGCUUAUGAUGCAGAGGACUUACUGGAUGAGUUUGCCUACGAAGCUUUGCGACACAAACGCAAGGCAGAACACCAGGCUAGCUCCAGCAGAGGAUUUAGCUGUCUCCCUGCUUCUUUCUCUAGUCCUUCGUUCGCUGUCCAGAUGGGGUCCAAGAUCAAAAAAAUCAAUAGUCGGUUGGAAGAACUUCGCCAACAAAGAUCAGCUGAACAUGAAUUUCAAAAGCCUUCUGAACUGCCAGCAACUAACGUCGCUGCACCGCCAAAACCAGAGGAAACUUCUAGCGUCCCACUCGGACAAGUUUAUGGCAGAAACGAAGAUGAAGUCGAAUUACUGAAAAUGGUGAAAAGUGGUGCCAACUUUCAACCUAGCUUUCAACUAAUAGCAGUUGUCGGCGUGGGAGGGAUCGGCAAAACAACAAUUGCUCGAGAAGUGUACAAUCACAAGGAGUUGGAAGAUAUCAAGUUUGACAAAAAAGCGUGGGUGUGUGUUUCAACCACCUUUGACGUUCUCACAAUCUCAAAGAAACUUCUUCAGCAAUUCUCGUCCUCCGUUCCAGAUAAUUUAAAUGAUGUCCAAGUUCAGCUGAAAGAGGCAGUAAGUGGAAAAAAAUUCUUGAUAGUAUUAGACGAUAUAUGGAAGGUGGAGUAUAUCGAAUGGGAAAAGCUUAAGUCUCCUUUUGCAGCUGGUGCUCUUGGAAGCACGAUGAUCGUGACAACACGCCAUACAGAUGUUGCACAAACAAUAAGAUGCUCUCAUACUUAUCAAUUGAAGCUCUUAUCCGACGAAGCUUGUAAAUCCUUGUUUCAGGAGCAUGCGUUUGGGACUGGUGCAGCUGCUAAUGCUGAUCAAAUUUCCAUUUCAAUUUAUGAUAGAGUUGUUAAAAGGUGCAAAGGCCUACCACUGGCAGCAAAGACCCUCGGUUGUCUUCUACACUCUAAGCCGAGCAAUGCUUGGGAAGAAAUAUUAGAAAGCAAAAUAUGGAGUGCAUUUGAUGAAAGUGAUCACAUUCUCCCAACAUUAAAGCUGAGCUAUCAUUAUCUUCCUUCGAAUCUAAAAAGAUGUUUUGGCUAUUGCGCAAUAUUUCCUCAAGACUACGAAUUUGAGGAGAAGGAACUCGCACUUUUAUGGAUUGCGGAAGGUAUUGUUCAACCAUCAAAUAAGCAAUUGGAUGAGGCAGGUGAGUGGUUUCAUAAAUUAUGUUCAAGGUCGCUUUUCCAACCAUCAAGUAGUGAUAGUUCUAAGUAUGUUAUGCAUGAUUGUGUUCAUGAACUUGCUCAAUGGGUUUUAAAGGAAUCAGUUUUAGAUCUGAGCAAAAUAUUGUUGAGUUGUCAGAAAAUUUUGAAAAGAUUCGUCAUUUUACUUAUAAACCUGAUGACUACACUAAAAAAAAUAAAUUUAAAGCUUUGGAAAAAGCAAAACGUCUAA
Messenger RNA from Mangifera indica (mango), 1656 nucleotides. Its product is annotated as putative disease resistance RPP13-like protein 1. Bases 1 to 1656 code for a protein of 551 amino acids. Lineage: Eukaryota; Viridiplantae; Streptophyta; Magnoliopsida; Sapindales; Anacardiaceae. Gene Ontology annotation, molecular function: ADP binding. Gene Ontology annotation, biological process: defense response to other organism. The record is from RefSeq and is a predicted model, not a curated record. The transcript is spliced from 2 exons.